UUAAUAAACGCGUCUCGUCCGCCUCUCUCUCUCUCUCUCCGCUGCUCUGCCUGACUGCCUCCAUCCCCCACCGCGAUUGAGAUGGCAGCAAUGGCGGCGCCGAAGCUCCUCCUCGGCCUGGUGAUGUUGGUCGGGUGCGCCGCGGCGGACAGCCACCGCUACAGGCCGGGCGACGCCGUGCCGCUCUACGCCAACAAGGUCGGCCCUUUCCACAACCCCAGUGAGACGUACCGGUACUUUGACUUGCCCUUUUGUGCCCCAGAGAAAGUAAAGGACAAGAUUGAAGCCCUUGGUGAAGUCCUUAAUGGGGAUCGUCUGGUUGAUGCGCCCUACAAGCUUGAUUUCCGUGUAGAUUUUGAUGCCAAGUCUGUUUGCAGUAGACGGCUCUCCAAGGAUGAUGUGGUCAAGUUCCGACACGCUGUUUCCAAGGACUACUACUUCCAGAUGUACUAUGAUGACCUUCCCUUUUGGGGAUUUAUUGGGACUAAGCCAGAAAAGGCAGAUGCAGGGGAUAAGUAUUAUCUUUACAGGCACAUCAUCUUUGACAUCCUCUACAAUAAGGACCGUGUAAUUGAGAUCAAUGUGCACACUGACCAGAACGCGGUAGUGGACUUGACAGAAGACAAGGAACUUGAUGUCGAAUUCCUUUAUACAGCCAAGUGGAAGGAGACACAGAUACCGUUUGAGAAGAGGAUGGAGAAGUACUCGAGCUCAUCUGUCAUGCCACAUCACUUGGAAGUUCACUGGUUCUCAAUUGUAAACUCUUGUGUCACAGUUCUCCUCUUGACAGGAUUCCUGGCAACGAUCCUCAUGCGUGUACUGAAGAAUGAUUUUGUCAAGUAUUCACAUGAUGAGGAGGAACCUGAUGACCAGGAAGAAACAGGAUGGAAAUAUAUCCAUGGGGAUGUCUUUCGGUUCCCCACUAACAAAUCGUUAUUUUCUGCUGCUCUUGGUACAGGCACUCAGCUAUUUGCUCUCACAACAUUUAUAUUCCUACUUGCACUGGUCGGAGUAUUCUAUCCUUACAACCGGGGUGCGCUUUUUACUGCACUCGUUGUCAUUUAUGCACUCACUUCAGGAAUUGCUGGGUACAGUGCAACCUCUUUCUACUGUCAGUUCGAAGGAAAAAACUGGGUGAGGAACUUGCUAUUGACUGGAUGCCUGUUUUGUGGACCUCUCUUUCUGACAUUCUGUUUCUUGAACACUGUUGCUAUUGCUUACAAUUCAACGGCAGCAUUGCCCUUUGGUACUAUCUGUGUCAUUGUGCUCAUAUGGACGCUGGUCACAUUUCCUUUGCUUGUUUUGGGAGGCAUUGCUGGGAAAAACAGCAAAAAUGAGUUCCAGGCUCCUUGCCGCACCACCAAAUUCCUGAGAGAGGUUCCACCACUUGCCUGGUACCGGAGAACCAUUCCGCAGAUGGCGAUGGCCGGUUUUCUUCCUUUCAGUGCCAUUUACAUUGAGCUGUACUACAUCUUUGCAAGCAUCUGGGGACACAGGAUCUACACAAUUUACAGCAUUCUGUUUAUAGUCUUUAUCAUCCUCCUUAUUGUCACAGCCUUCAUUACUGUUGCUCUGACCUACUUUCAGCUUACUGCUGAAGACCACGAGUGGUGGUGGAGGUCAUUCCUUUGUGGUGGAUCAACUGGAUUUUUCGUCUUCGCUUACUGCUUAUACUACUACCGUGAACGGUCUGACAUGUCUGGGUUCAUGCAGACAUCAUUCUUCUUUGGUUACAUGGCCUGCAUCUGCUACGCCUUCUUCCUCAUGCUGGGCAUGGUUGGUUUCCGUGCCGCCUUGCUGUUCGUUCGCCAUAUAUACAAAUCCAUCAAAUGUGAGUAGACUAUGCAUAGUUGGUGAAGGCCAGAGAUGAAAGAAACCAGAGGUAGCUGAUGCAAUUGAUUAGCCAUUAUUCAUAGCAAAAGGUAGUGAGCAGUAAAUCUGUUCCAUUUUGUACGACUGAUGUGGUGAAUUUUGCGGCUCUUUUUUUAUGUGUUAUGUCCUUGUAAUUUGCAUCAUUGUUGAAGGAAUCGUGCUUAGCAAUUUUACACCAUUCCAUUCCCUUGAUGUUGAGAGACAGUGCUGAUGAAUUUUGUAAGAAUUCAGAGGAGCAACCUCUUGAAUAUUAUAGCCUGAAAGCUUGAUCCGAAACAAACCAAUAGAAACUAUGACAUCUGUAAUUGUUUUGUUA
Molecule: messenger RNA, 2188 nt
Organism: Oryza sativa Japonica Group (Japanese rice)
Lineage: Eukaryota; Viridiplantae; Streptophyta; Magnoliopsida; Poales; Poaceae
Product: transmembrane 9 superfamily member 2
Biological process (GO): protein localization to membrane
Cellular component (GO): membrane
Source: RefSeq, a predicted model, not a curated record